This is a messenger RNA of Magnolia sinica, 2836 nucleotides long. RefSeq lists its product as uncharacterized. Lineage: Eukaryota; Viridiplantae; Streptophyta; Magnoliopsida; Magnoliales; Magnoliaceae. Bases 66 to 1178 code for a protein of 370 amino acids. The record is from RefSeq and is a predicted model, not a curated record. The transcript has 12 exons.
AUUCCGCUUGAAUAAAAUACCAUCUCACAGUCUCUCUCUUCGCAGCUUCACGAGCGGGAUAUGAAAUGGCAAUGGCAACGGCAACGGCAACGGCAACUGCGGCAGCUGCAGUUCCCGUAUUCAACCUCGCUCCUGGUUUGAAGGUUUCCAGACUCUGCUUAGGAACGAUGACAUUCGGAGAGCAGAACUCCUUGCAGCAGUCCUUCGAUCUUCUCGAUCAGGCCCUCGACGCUGGAAUCAACUUCUUCGACACCGCUGAAAUGUAUCCGGUGCCGCAGCGUGCAGCAACGCACGGGAGGAGUGAAGAGUAUGUCGGCCGCUGGAUCAAAGACCGGAAGAUUCCACGCGAUCACAUCAUCUUGUCGACGAAGGUUACUGGACCAUCUGGGCAGAUGACUUGGAUUCGUGGUGGCCCCAAGUCCUUGGAUGCUGACAACAUCUCAGAGGCCAUUGAUGAUAGUUUAUUACGAUUGCGAACAGAUUACAUUGAUCUUCAUCAGAUACAUUGGCCUGAUCGCUACAUUCCUAUGUUUGGAGAAACUGAGUAUGAUCCAAGCCGGCAAUUCAGUUCGGUACCUAUGGAUGAACAACUUGAGGCUCUUGGAAAAGCCAUUGAAGCUGGUAAGAUCAGAUAUGUCGGGCUCAGUAACGAGACUCCAUAUGGUGUGAUGAAGUUCCUUCAGCUUGCUAAUGAUGUUGUUCACUAUCCUAGGAUAGUUUCAGUUCAGAACUCCUACAGCCUGCUAUGCCGGAAUUUUGAUUGUGGAUUGGCUGAAUGCUGCCACCAUGAGAGAAUUAGCUUAUUGGCGUACAGUCCUUUGGCCAUGGGCAUACUUUCUGGGAAGUACUUCUCACCAGAUGGGGGCCCUCCUGAUUCACGAAUGAAUCUUUUUAGAGGGAGGUAUUCUGAAGGGGAGUCCAGAUUCAAACUGUCCAGUGACAGUGUAAAGGCUGCUACCAAGGGAUACCUUGAUAUUGCAAAGAAGUAUUCAAUUCAUCCAGUAUCUCUUGCAAUUGCUUUUGUUUUGAAGCAUCCUCUGGUUGCCAGUGCCGUUUUUGGAGCCACCAAACCAUGGCAGCUGACAGAGGUCAUUGAAGCGUGUAAUGUGGAGCUCACGCCAGAAAUAAUUACCGAGAUCAACAGGGUUCAUGCACUGUAUCCAAAUCCUUGCCCAUGAUCAAGCUAGUUACUAUUUUAUUUGUGAUUAUUUAAGCAGGUCCUUGUAUUUUAUGUCCUUCUUUCAAUCAUGUGGCAGGUGCAAGUUAGGGUGUGGAUAGAUUCCAUGCAUUCAUAUGUGCAUGUUAGAAAAUAGUGUGAUUAACAUGCAACUAGCUUUCUGAAAAUAAUUUGAGGGGGUGGCCACUUCUCUGGGAGAUGACAGCUCUCCCAUAAUCAUCUGAAUCUGAUGUCCUACAGAUCAGAUGGCUGAUCAUCAAUUGCUGCAGCUCUUCCAUGAUCAUCAGAAUUUGAUGUAUUACAGACUGAUUAGCUGAUGAUAAAUUGGGAUGUGGAUGUUGAUAAUUGCCAUGAUCAGCAAGGCUAUAUGUGGAAUGGAGUGGUCAUUCCCGUGCAGUGUAUUUAUAACAACAACAACAACAGCUAAUUACAACAACAAAAACAAAACCUUAGAAGAGAAAAAAAACAUUAAUUUUCACAUUUGCCAUGAUUUAUGGAGGUAACAAAAAUCCUACAAUUUUGAAAGGCCACAUCAUAGCGAGGAACUACAACGCUCUUAACAGCAUCCCUAUGUAAACAGGGAUGCAGAUGAUGUGAGUCUUCAAAAUCAGGAUCCACAUUUUCUAUGGGGCACAACUAAAAAGAAUAAAUAUAAUAAAUAAAUAAAAAAAAGAAGAAGAAAAGAAAAAAGAAAAAAAGGAUGAUCUUAUAUCCAAUGAAGAUGUUUGCUAGCCUCACAUUCAUGCUAUAUGCCCACGUUAACACAAUGGAUAUGCCAAUCUGGCAAGUGCAUGAAUCAUCCCAAGGAAGCAUAUGGUGGUAUCCACAGUGGAGUUUAUCAACAAAAUUCACACUGGUGAUCCACCCACGUACAAAAGUGUAUGGAGUUUUUUUGAGAUAAUUACAAAUAACUGCCUACCUUUUGUUCUAUUUUUGGAAACAUGCCUUUUUAAAAUAUUUCAAGUAAUCCACCUACCAUUUUCCGUUAUUAUUGAUAUAACUGCCUGGCGUCAUAUGCUGUUUCAAAUGUAUACGAACUGUAUUUUGUAAAUGGCUAAAUUGCUCUUCAGUUAAAGCAAACCAUGGUAAAAACCAUGGGUAAAAAGUCGAUUUUUCACCCUUCGGUGAAAUCGAUAGCAGCUCUUUGAGAAACCCUCGUCGGUUGCCCUUGUCGUAACCCUUGUCAGUUGACCUUCGUAGCAAAUCCUUGUCGAUCAAAAUCAAUAGUUUCUCUUCCUGUCUGUAAUCAUGUGAAAUCAAUAGCAGCUCGUCGAAACCCUCUUCGACAACAAUCCUAUGCUCUUCCUUCUCUCGUUCUCUUCUUCUUGCACUCUCAUUCUCUUCCUCUCAUCAGUGCAGUAAAAACUCUAACCCCACAUGGUUUUGAGCAAUGGUAGUAUCCGUCACUUUAAUGUCGUACAUAUUUAUAGAUUUUUGCAAAGAGUGCAGGGCUAGUGCGAUUUUGAGCAAUGACAGAAUCUGUCACUUUCAACUUUUGCAAAUUUUUUUACACGUUUUGUUGUGCGUGCAGGGCCUUAUGUGAUUUUUUAUACAUUUUUAUAUAGUGUAAAUGUCUUGGGUCUGUGGGACACAAUUUGAGCUAUAGCUCGUAAAGUGUAUUUUGUCUUAUGUCUUCCGGACACGGUGGAUUGAAAUUAA